Molecule: messenger RNA, 1318 nt
Organism: Tuber aestivum (summer truffle)
Lineage: Eukaryota; Fungi; Ascomycota; Pezizomycetes; Pezizales; Tuberaceae
Source: the annotation of a GenBank genome assembly
UACCAAGUUUUUCACAGUCCCUAUCGUACCCGAGCAGACUAUCCCGAGAACUGACUGGUAUCUCCCUCUGCUAAAUAUAUGCUCGAGUACUAUAUUCUACACACCAAGGACUGCACAGUAUAGGUAUAUCUCUCGACAUAGCAUCAUACCAAUCACUCAUGCCCGCCGUUCCGCCAUUUCCCAUCAAAGGCCUGUUAUCGCAAUUCAACAAACGCGAAUACACCCAAAACCAAGGGGAGGAUGAUAGCGAUGUCAAAAGUCCGGUAGCGCUAGUCGGGCUUCUUAUCGCUGCCCUGACUUUACUUGUCGCAACGAUACCUAUCCUCCGGUGCCCACGAUUUCGCCGUUGGGUGUCCUCCUCGAUUCCAUCCUCCGCCAAGGUAUACCCACCCAUCCCCUUAGACAUAUUUUACAUAUGCAUACUCAGUUUUACAAUCGUGCUCAGAGGGCUCUCGGAGUUACCCUUCCAAACUCUCCCCCGGGAGCUGUUAUUUCUGGGGAGGACUCAAGCGCUAUCCCAGCAACUGAGAUUCCUAUCCCCCCCAGUCCCGCCUUAAUAUACAAUAACUUUUCCAAUACCUACUCUGCCAAUCUCGCGCCAAUACCUUCCCCCACAGCCAGAACGGCAUCACAAGAGAAGAUGGCAGAGCGCCACACGUGGGGGGAUCACUGGGACCGAGAAGACCUGAACCGGUAUUCUCCCCGCGGUCUUUGUGAAGGUAGAAAAAAUUUUCGGUCAUAGAACCCGGAGCACUUCGAUCUCAUGUAGGUGAAAGUUUAUCUAACGCCCUUCCCUCUAUGUUUGUUACCGCACCUACACGGAUCUCCGUUUACCUUAUCAUUUCUGACAUUUCCUGCUGAAUAGAUCGAGUAAAGUUUUGCCGUCCAUGACUGCUUGUAUUAUAGGAAAGGGCAAUGCGUCCACGGGUUGGUUAUUUUCUGUGUUACGACGUUACUAUAGCACUUCGGUGGAACAAGAUACAGUACUAUACGUUACAAAAUACUUGCGCUAGGGUAGUUUGUCUUCUCUUCUUAAUUUCCUCACGGUGCUUGUACAGGCCAAGAGUUUCGCAAUCCCUUUUCUCCCUAUGGUUAUUAUUAAAGGGAUCAGGGCACAUAUACCUUGAUUGUUUGCUUGUUAGAGGAAGUAGAAACUACUGAAAUUCAUGAAACGGCCAGUAUGACUUAGGACUUGUUUGGCUGCGACCCUUCUGUUCUGUUUUCACAUACAAAUACUGUUACCCUUCCGUUGAUUAAUGGUCAUUUUGUAUGGCAAAACAGAGGAGCGGUCAUAUCCAAAUAGACCCUUAAUUCUAGC